Messenger RNA from Colletotrichum orchidophilum, 3141 nucleotides. RefSeq lists its product as uncharacterized. The record is from RefSeq and is a predicted model, not a curated record. The transcript has 3 exons. The coding region runs from base 1 to 3141 and encodes 1046 amino acids. NCBI's taxonomy places the organism in Eukaryota, Fungi, Ascomycota, Sordariomycetes, Glomerellales, Glomerellaceae. Gene Ontology annotation, molecular function: oxidoreductase activity.
AUGACGCUCUCCCUGCCAAAGAUUGGGAUCCUCUCCAUCGGAGAUAUGGGAAUGGGCAUCGCCAAGUUGCUCGUCUCGAGAGGCUUCUCGGUUGCCACAAACGGCCAAGCGACAAUCGCCAGAGCCCGCAGUGCCAAUGUAGAGGUCCUCAGCUCCGACGCUCACCUCGUUGAAUCGCGGCCGUUCAUCCUCUCGGUCGCACCACCGAGGGAUGCGCUCAGCAUCGCCCGGCGCAUCAUCGACGCGACAGCAGCGAUAAACCUAGAGAAGCCGCUCUACUUUGCAGACCUCAAUGCCGUUUCCCCCGCUACCUGCAAGCAAAUGAGCCACAUGUUUGAAGAGGCCAACAGUCCCGUCCGCUUCGUCGAUGGCUGCAUCAUCGGCGGACCGCCGAAGCGCAGGUCCAACAGCGGCAGCACCCCGUCAGCUGCGGAUGCAUGGUACGUUCCCAGCAUGCCGGCAUCCGGACAAUAUCCCCUCAGCGAGGCGUGCCCCGAACUCGCCGAGGCGUUGAACAUGCGCCACAUCUCCUCCGAGGUCGGCGCCGCCAGCGGGUUGAAGAUGUGCUUCGCGACAACGACCAAGGGCUUCAUGGGCUUAGCUAUCCAGGCCUUCACCACGGCGUCCACGCUCGGCGUCGUCGACGAGCUGCGCAGGGAGAUGAGCGAGGCCGCGCCGGACUUGCUGGACUUUGCCGAGAAGUCGGUGCCCCUCGUGCCGCCCAAGUCGUACCGGUGGGUGCGGGAGAUGGAGGAGAUCUCCGAUACGCACCGAGCCGAGGGCGGCUUCGAGAGCGAGAAUGAUGUCUUCCUCGGCAUGGCGGAGCUGUAUCAAGCCAUGGCGGAUGAUCCCGUCUUGGGCGCGGAGAAGGUUGGGGAGAGGAAACGGGGGACGACGAUCGACGAUCUGGCUGUGGCGUUGGGGGACGGCUUGGCUAGCAAGAAGGAGAACAGGCAUCACUUACUCGCGAUGAGAAUCGACCUAGGAGACAAAGCGAGCAAUGGAUUCGCAGCCAGACAGGGCUCAUCCUCACGAGCGUGGGAUCGCGACGUCAAGCUCCCGCCCGAAGACCCGAGCUUGCCUCUCUGCUCCCGACACCGCGUUAUGGACCUCACACAAUCCGAUUUCGCGGCCAGGCCACAACAGCAAGCGCUGCCGCCCGAUUGGCACUUUGGCACGCUGUCAGACGUUAUCAAGCGAAGCAACUACUGCGGAUUCUGCAGGAUGAUUGCCUCGUCCAUAUCUACGACUGCUUUCAAGGACGAGGUGGAGGUACUAGCUUGUUGGGUCCCGGAUGUGACUUUUGAGGGAACGGAGAGUGAGAGCAAGACCACCAUGAACACGCUAAGGUUACGAAUUGCGCCAGAGAUGGUGGGAUGGGAGGACGCGUUUGCCCCGUUUGACAUCGUUCCUCUUGCCAAGGAGACCGAGGGCGACAUGUUCAAGGGCAGGCUGAUUGACGAGAAAUCUGUCGACGUCGAGCUUCUGAAGACAUGGCUAAAGACUUGUAAAGAGAAGCACCACAUUGUUUGCUGGCCUACGAGCGAGCAGACUGCCAGUCGGAUUCAACCGUUCAUAAGGCUUUUGGAUCUCAAAGACAAUUGCCUCGUCCAAAAGUCUGAUCUCCCAGACUUUGUUGCCCUGAGCUACGUCUGGGGCCCGCGCGGUGUUGUAAACUAUACACUCACAACCGACAAUAUCGCCGAACUCUCCACGCCCGGCGGGCUGAGUAAGAAUGUGGAAAAGCUGCCUCGGACGAUUCAAGACGCCAUCAACCUAACGAGGCGUGUCGGACACCGGUACCUCUGGAUCGACUCACUCUGCAUCAUCCAAAAAGGCAAUCCAAACGAUCAGGGCGUGCAGCUCAAUCUGAUGGACGAUAUAUACCGCGGAGCUUCUUUUACAAUCGUUUCCGCCAACGGCGAAGACGCGAAUGCUCGGCUAUCCGGGAUCGAGGGAGUCGAGAGAACCAAGAAGCAGCACACCACCGAGUACUCCAAGGACCUCACCCUACUCUCUCUCGUUCCCGACUUUGAGGAUGGCGUGGAGAAAAUCUACUGGAACUCACGUGGCUGGACGUACCAGGAACGGCUACUCUCACGCAGGCUCAUCACCUUUACCGACAACACGGUCUACUUCCAAUGCGGCCAGAUGACCUGCAGUGAAGACUUCAACAUGCUCCGUGAGGACGUCACGCAGAGCGCCUCGCAGCAGAAUAUUGCCCUGUCCCGCGGGGAGGCGCCGCCAACUCUCACCCCGCGGAGUCAGUAUCGUCUGGGCAUCUCUCCCGAGUUCUACUAUCGCAUGGUCACCGAGUACACCUCACGAGAGAUGAGCCACACAGACGACCGUGUCAAUGGUUUCAAGGGUAUCUUGAACGUCAUUGAAAAGGUGCCCGAGUACAAAAACGUCUUCGCAUGGGGCGCCUGGGCCAAAGAUUUACUCGCCUUUUCUCUGUUGUGGCAGCCGCGACAGGAGCUCACCAGGGUUUCCAAGUACAAGUCUGACCCGCCAAUCUUGAUCUAUCCCUCAUGGUCGUGGGCGGGCUGGACGGGAGCCGUAAGGUUCGAUGACCUUGCCGACUGGAACGGCCUGCCUGCUCUCGAGAGUCCGUUCGACCGGGUACGUCCAGCGGGCUGGGGCGUCUCGGUUGAGCUGAAUAAGACUGGAAGACCGGAAGAGCACGACUUUCACCUGCGGCUCCGAACGAGAGUCGGGAAAUUCAAGCUCAUUCUCCACGACAGAAGCGGAGCCCUGAAGCCGCCGUCGUUACCGGAUGUCAAGGAACCUCACCCCGUCCGCUUCGGUAUCACGCACUCCGCUGUCCCGGAAGAUGGAGGCGAGCAAGAUUGGCUUGGUUCCAUUCUGAUGCCCAAGGGAUACCGGCAGAAAGAGAAACUGGGAGCCACGUACGAGUUUGUUGUUCUUUCAGAAGCGUAUGGUUUCUCAGGAGACGAGUUGUCGAGAAAUGCCGGCCAAAAGCCUUGGGAGGCUGUCAACGUGAUGUUGAUCAACCGAAGAAUCGUGUACGGCCAAGGUCCAAAGGCUUUUUCAGUUGUUCAACGGGCUGGUGUGGGCAGGAUGUUCAAGUCGGCAUGGGAUGGGAUAUCCAUGGAGAUGGAGGAUAUGUUGGUCGAAUGA